Metarhizium brunneum ARSEF 3297 is the source of this 1083-nucleotide messenger RNA. Lineage: Eukaryota; Fungi; Ascomycota; Sordariomycetes; Hypocreales; Clavicipitaceae. The record is from RefSeq and is a predicted model, not a curated record.
AUGGAGGCCGUCAUUCCCAAAAGUAUACGGAGUACAAAAACCUUCUUGAUGAAGGAGUGCUUGGGCCCGGAAACCGUCCUUUCUAAACUUGACGAGUCGGUGAUUGAAAGCAACACCAGAAGCGGAAUCCGCCAAGUUGCGGCGACUUGGGCCAUGCUGGAGAAACUAACUCGAGAAUUCGCCAACCACGGCAUGGCGAUUCACUGCGACAUCUACACCGAGGAUGGCUAUCCCACAGACACACCCGUUGUUCUGUAUUUUCACGCCGGGGGCCUGGUUGGCUGGGGACGAAGGGCAGUGCCGCCGUGGCUCGUUCAGACCACGUCCAAGGGCCUGAUGGAAGACGUCGAAGCGGCGUAUGAAUUCGCCCGGAACUGGCGUGCUGAUGGGAAGAAACGCCGUGUCAUUGCCGCCGGCAGCAGCGGCGGCUUCUUCCCAUGCGCCAUGCUGGCUCAUCACAACCCCGUCAAACCGCUCGCGCUCCUCUCAGCCCAGGGCAUCAACUCGUUCCGCCACAGCUUCUUCAACUCGUCCACCCUGCUCACGCCGGAGCCGAUUCCAGACUCGGUCAUGGCGCCCAUCAUCGCCGGCCCCGUCGUCAUUGGCGAAACACGUCCCGGCGACCCGUCUGCCUUUGACGUCGGCCAACUCACGCCCGAUGGUUCCAGAAACCCCGACUACAAGCCUCCAGCUCGCCCGCAAUCCCCUGAUGACUCAGACGACGCUGCUCGUCUCCGGGGUAUGCUGUACGACUACUACACUCACAAGAACCAGUGGGUCGAGCUGCUGGGUGACGUCGACCCAGGCUACGCGUGGGCAAAGGAAGAUGCGGCCGGGGCCAAGGCUCGCGUGGAGGCGUGGCCGCCGACCGUCAUCUUCCACGGCAACGCCGACUACGACGUGGAGCUGGCGGUGAGCGAAGAGAUGAGGGACUCCCUCGGCGAAGACAAGGUGACGCUGCUGGUGGCAGAGGGGCAGGGCCAUCUCUACGACUUGACCAAGUGUAUUGAGGAUGAGGCACCCGGGAUGGAUACCGUCAGGGAAGCCGUCCGGUGUCUGGAUGGAAUUGUUGCCAGGCAAUGA